Molecule: messenger RNA, 822 nt
Organism: Pterocles gutturalis (yellow-throated sandgrouse)
Lineage: Eukaryota; Metazoa; Chordata; Aves; Pterocliformes; Pteroclidae
Gene: CER1
Product: cerberus 1, DAN family BMP antagonist
Exons: 2
Coding region: 1-822 (273 amino acids)
Biological process (GO): signal transduction involved in regulation of gene expression; determination of heart left/right asymmetry
Molecular function (GO): morphogen activity
Source: RefSeq, a predicted model, not a curated record
AUGUCACUGCUUCUCCUUCAGCUGUUAGCGCUUUCAUGUCUCGGAGCCACAGAGCCACAAGGAGAUUCACCACAAAGGAAAAGCAAAAGGCCAUUUCAGCACCUUUUCUAUCUGGACAAAAAUUUGCUUGAAAGUCAGAGUCUGCGUGAGAUGGUAGGGCAAAACCCAGUAGGUGUUGAGGAAAUCCUGGGAGAACCAAGCUUUUUUGUAGCAAUUCCACAGAUGGCAUCUGGAAGUGAAAAACAAGAGGAGAAAAAAAUGUCCAGAUUCAUCCUUCCCAAUGCAGAAUUCCAUGCAGACCAAGACCUGAGAACCUGGGCAGCACCCAGAGAGACCUCUCCUGUGGACAACUUCUCUCCAUCCCACUAUUCCAGCAAGAAGGAGGCUGAACUUCCCUAUAGAAACGAUGCUAAGAAAUUUUGGGACCACUUCAUGUUAAAGAAAAAUUCAGCAUCUGAAGAGGUUGUCCUGCCAAUCAAGACCAAUGAAAUGCACCAAGAAAACUGCAGAACCCUGCCUUUUUCCCAGGGUGUCACUCAUGAGAGCUGUGAGAAGGUGAUGGUACAGAACAAUCUGUGUUUUGGAAAAUGCAGUUCCUUUCACGUUCCUGGUCCAGAAGACCGCCUUUAUACCUUUUGUUCUCAUUGCUUGCCCAGCAAGUUCUCCAUGAAGCGCCUGGAUCUCAACUGCACCAGUUCUGUCCCAGUGGUCAAAGAAAUAAUGAUUGUAGAAGAGUGUAAAUGCGAGACUCAGAAGAUUAAAGACCCUGCAACUGGAUCUCUACUGUCAGACUUGCAUGCAAAAGUACAUGAGCACAAUUAA